Messenger RNA from Poecilia latipinna (sailfin molly), 1266 nucleotides. RefSeq names its product placenta-specific gene 8 protein-like. The transcript is spliced from 4 exons. The coding region runs from base 279 to 707 and encodes 142 amino acids. Lineage: Eukaryota; Metazoa; Chordata; Actinopteri; Cyprinodontiformes; Poeciliidae. The record is from RefSeq and is a predicted model, not a curated record.
GUAAACUUGGUAAUUUUUUGUGUGGGACUAAAAAUACUAAGACAAAUCAGUAAAUUAUUUAAAAUACUCCAUAUUGUGAGCAGUUCCUAGAUUUUUUAACGUGAUUAGUUAACAGUUAUGGGAAGAUGGCCGCCUUGUUUACCGUCUGACUGUUUCAUAUUUAUACCAAAACACAGUGAAAGACGGAGGACAGAAACAAGAGACAGUCGUUUCUAAAGAAGAACAAAACUGUUCCCUGUUGGAUUUCAGGACAUUUCGGCUCCUAAAACAGCUGCAACAUGUCCAGACAUGUGGUGAGCGUGCAGCCAAAGAACCGGGUCAGAGAGGCCGGAGCCUGGAGCACCGGACUGUGUGAGUGCUACAAAGACAUCGGAGACUGCUGCCUGGCCUGCUGCUGCCUCCCGCUGUUUACCUGUAAGGUAACGAGAGCGGCCGGCGCCUGUCCCUGCCUGCCUCUGCUGGACUGCAUCAGCUGCGUUCCUCCGGCCUCUCUGGCCAUGAGGGCUUCGGUCAGGGAACGCUACGGCAUAAAGGGAAGCGUGUGGAGCGACUGCCUGUACGGAUGCUGCUGCUACACGCUAUCUUGGCUUCAGAUCUCCAGGGAGCUGAAACGAAGAGCAGCAUCCCACGCCGCCUCCUCUCCGCCGGCCUCCUCCGCAGCCAGAUACACUGCUCUGACCUCCCUGCAGGGGGCGCACUUGGUCUAGACGCCUAGAGGAAGCCUUCUCUCCCUGGUGGCAGAAAGUCCAGGAGAGGAUUUAAUCACACUUCAUUUGGCCUGCAGGGACAUAACAGACAAAAGUCCAGUUUGCUCAAAUUAUUUAAACUCUUUAUGUUUUUUCUAUACUGUUUGGAUUCUUUAUAGCAAAAAAAUAAAUAAAAAUCUUUGGUCAAAGUGUCUCUAAUAAAUAUUACUUGUGAAUAUGUUGCAUAAGUAAUCUGCAAAUAAACAUGUAGCACUAUUUUUGUUCCUAGUAGCAGGUUUUUAAAAAUGUUCAUUUCAUUGCUUGCUAGACUGAAUCAUCAGCUAUUUGUGUGGUUCAGUUUCUUCUUUAGCGAAUUGUUCUGCUCAGGAAACUUACAGUAGAAACUACUGUUUUUAUUUCAGCUAAUUUUUGUUUGCUUAAUUAUUAUUUUUUGCCUCAGUUUCAGUUUGCACUCCAUGAAGCAUUUCUUUAAAGGGUUAAUGAUUGUUUCCAAUCUUUUUAUUGCUUCAGGGAAAAAAGACAAGACAAAUGAAAAUGCAGGAAUAACUAAAUGUGUAUA